This is a messenger RNA of Trichogramma pretiosum, 804 nucleotides long. RefSeq lists its product as uncharacterized. The record is from RefSeq and is a predicted model, not a curated record. Gene Ontology annotation, biological process: mitochondrial respiratory chain complex I assembly. The transcript has 3 exons. Lineage: Eukaryota; Metazoa; Arthropoda; Insecta; Hymenoptera; Trichogrammatidae. Bases 131 to 694 code for a protein of 187 amino acids.
UGUUUUUGUGUUAGAAGAAAUUAUUAAUCAAUUUUGGUUAUCAGUUAAAUUUUAAUCUAUUUAGAUUAUUGUUCUUAAGUCACGAAAGUAAAUUUGCUUGCAUGUAGUAUAUAUUUGUCAGUCUAGCAUCAUGCCAGGACUACUAUAUGUGAUUGAAAACUUUGGAUACUUUGAUAAGCCUGAUGGACAAGACCCAAUUGGGAAAAUUUUGGGAUUAGCCCCUUAUGGGGUAGUUACAGGAACAUGGUGUACAUUGUUUGAUGCUUGUUUAGUUUCGCAUUGCACAAAUGCUAAACAGUUCUUUAAUACUGCUGGCUACUGGAUGGUACCAUUAACUGGCAUGUGUUUGGCUUUUUCUGGAGUUACCUAUGUCUCAACAAAGAUUAGAAAGAAAGAUGAUAAAGUUAACUACGUUCUUGGUGCCCUUGCCUCUGGUAGCAUUUUACACGCAUGGCAGAGACAUCCAAUGAUUAGUGGAUGGGGUACAGCUCUUAUGGUUUUCAUUGCUGUCAUGAAGAAAGAUCAGCGACAACAUAAUUAUAAAACCAAAAAUAUUUUGUUCCCUGAAGAAAUGCCAGUCAGAGGCUAUUUCUCCUGGAGAAAUGUACCAUACCGAAACUUCAAUCCAGAACCAUGGAGACCUUUUGAUAAAUUAGAUUAUUACAAAAAUUUUAACUAUAAACUUGAAAAUUGAAUCAAUUCUUAGCUUGAUACAACCAAUCGUCGCCUAUUAAUUAAAUGUUGAAAAAUAUUAUUUAAAAUAAUAUAUUGUAUGCAAAAGUAAAUAAAAACAAUAUGUUGGUA